Molecule: messenger RNA, 1173 nt
Organism: Artibeus jamaicensis (Jamaican fruit-eating bat)
Lineage: Eukaryota; Metazoa; Chordata; Mammalia; Chiroptera; Phyllostomidae
Gene: ENTPD6
Product: ectonucleoside triphosphate diphosphohydrolase 6
Biological process (GO): nucleoside diphosphate catabolic process
Cellular component (GO): Golgi apparatus; membrane
Molecular function (GO): GDP phosphatase activity; UDP phosphatase activity
Source: RefSeq, a predicted model, not a curated record
AUGAAAAAAAUACUAAAUAAUGGGAAUCUGAAGAUGAUGAAGGUGGCAUACCCCUUGGGACUGUUUGUAUAUCUGUUCAUCUGUAUUGCCUACAUGAAGUGGCACUGGGUCUCCACCACUCAGGCCUUCUUCAGCAUCACUGAGGCAGCAUCAGGGGACCACAGGAGACAACAGACCUGAAAUCCCCUGGGAAUGACUACAUGUGGUCACAAGGUCUUCUAUGGGGGAAGUACUGGCACCUGAGUGCAUAUCUUUCAAAUCACCUGGCAACCCAGGAGAACUCCCACCUUGACCCAUGAAACCUUCAAAGCACUGCAGCCAGGUCUUUCUGCUUAUGCUGAUGAUGUUGAAAAGAGAGCAAUUUUCUCUUCUAGCACUCCAGGUAUUCAAGAAUUACUGGAUGUUGCUAAGUAAGAAAUUCCUUUUGACUUCUGGAAGACCACCCCCUUGGUCCUCAAGGCCACAGCUGGUUACCAGGAGAAAAGGCUCAGAAUUUACUACAAAAGGAUUGUGGGGCACAAGUGCAGUUGUAUUAAUGGAACAGAUGAAGGCAUUUCAGACUGGAUCACCAUCAAUUUUGUAACAGGCAGUUUGAAAUCCCCAGGAAGCAGCAGUGUGGGCAUGCUGGACUUGGGGAAAGGGUCCACUCAGAUCACUUUCCUUCCAAGAGUUAAGGACACCCUUCAGACCUCCCCACCCAGCUGCUUGACAUCACUGCAGAUUUUUAAUAGGACCUACAAGCUCUACUCAGACGGUUUGUCUUUAGGAGCGAGGCUGGCGAUUCUGGGCGGUGCAGAGGGGAAACCUGUAGAGGGUGGAAAGGAGUUGGUCAGCCCUUGUUUGUCUUCCAGUUUCAAAGGAGAGUGGGAACAUGCUGAAAUAACACAGAAUUUCAGCACUAAAGAUGCGGAGAAAGAAGGCAGCCUAGUCAUCGGAGACUUUGAGAUUGUGGCCAACUAUGUGUGCCAGAUAGUGGUGACACAACCACAGAGCAACCCCUUCAUGUGCAUGGAUCUCACCUACAUCAGCUUGCUGCUCCGAGAAUUUGGCUUCCCGAGAAACAAAGUACUGAAGCUGACUCAGAAAAUCAAUGAUGUUGAGACCAGCUGGGCUCUGGGAGCCAUUUUUCAUUACAUUGAUUCCCUGAAUAGACAGAAGAGUAGGGCCUUGUAG